AUGGCCGCGCCGAUGCUUCUUUCCUCGGAGGACGUGCUGCGCGUCAACGGCAGCCGCCGCUUCGCCGCCGCGAUGGCGGCCGCCUCCCCCUUCGCGUCCCUCGCCGACGCCCUCCUCGCCGCUCGACGCAUCUGGCUCAACGAGGUGGAUGUCAACGGAUGGCUCGAGGCCUUCGCGGCGCACCCGGCGAUCGGAACCACCUCCCCAUCCGUCUCCAAGUGGAGCAAGGAGGAGCAAUCAGCGGCGCUCUCCACAGCCACGGAUUCGACGGCCCAGGAGCUGGCAGAGUGGAAUGCCAGGUACAGGGAGAAGUUUGGCUUCGUGUUCAUGAUUUGCGCAUCUGGGAGGACUGCGCCUGAGGUCUUGGCUGAGCUUAAGAGGCGUUACACGAAUAGGCCAAUUGUUGAACUUGAGGCUGCAGCACAGGAAGAACUUAAGAUAACUGAACUACGUCUUGCGAAGCUUUUCUCAUCGGAGCCUACUGUUCCGUCCACUACAACUGAAGGCCCUGCCACCCAAUCAGAUAAAGCAGCAGCUUGGAUUACUCUUCUUUCUCACCAACUAAAUUUUCAAAAAGAUCGCAUACGGAUUAUUGGAGCACAUCUUGGAGCUCUCCCUCAGUCUUGCGCCAAUAAAGCUCCUGAAAUUACAGGUAGCUCCAACCGAAGUCGGCCACCCAUUACAACCCAUGUGCUAGACACUGCCCGUGGAUCCCCUGCAUCUGGAAUCGAAGUUCAUUUGGAGAUGUGGAAGGAUUCUUCAGCUCCUCCAUCAUUCAGCAACAAGGAUUUCAGCGGAUGGGCAACUCUAGGCUAUUCAGUUACAAACAAUGAUGGACGCAGUGGUCAGCUGAUGGACAUCGUCGACAACAUUGCUCCUGGCUUCUACCGCAUAAGCUUCAACACUCGCAAGUAUUCGCCUGCAGGGUUCUUCCCUUAUGUCAGCAUCAUAUUUGAGAUCAAGGAGAACCAGACGGCAGAGCAUUUUCAUGUUCCUCUCUUGCAUUCCCCUUUCUCAUUCACCACUUACCGUGGAAGCUAA
Molecule: messenger RNA, 1041 nt
Organism: Miscanthus lutarioriparius
Lineage: Eukaryota; Viridiplantae; Streptophyta; Magnoliopsida; Poales; Poaceae
Source: the annotation of a GenBank genome assembly